AUGUUCGGAGGAAGAUCUGUAAUUGUUUUCUUUAGCUCGAUUUCUUUAUCGAGACAGCCGUAUCAACCGUGUUUGCUGUUGAAAUGGCCAUCGGUUUCCAUUCUUCUUGAUUGUGCACUCGAUUUGAGCUCUUUGGCGUCGUAUUUACCCGAAACAUUCAAAAGUGCUCGUUUCUCGAAAUUGGCUCAUGAUCAUCCGCUUUCAUCAAUCAAAAAUCUUAAAAGAUGUGGUGAACACAUUUUCAUUGAUGGCCCUCUUGAAGUCCAUUCGAUGCCGUUACAUUGUAUUUCGAUGGAAUCGGUCGAUGCUAUUCUCAUCUCAAAUUGGAUGUCACUUAUUGCCUUGCCAUUUUUUACCGAAAAUACUGGCUUUCAUGGCACGGUUUAUGCCACUGAUCCAACUCUUUAUAUUGGAAGGUUGAUUAUGGAAGAAUUGUUGGAAUUUUUUGAUCGUAUCAACCGCGAGCAUAAAGGUAACGAAUGGAAAGAAAUGGAUAUAUUCAAAACGUUUCCCAAUUUGCCAAGCAGCGAUCCUCGCGAAUGGAGACCUUUUUAUUCACGAGCAGAUAUGGAAAAUUCUCUUACAAGAGUCCAAAUGACAUCAUUUCGCGAGUCUGUUAAUAUUCAUGGGGUCGCUUCUGCUGCAGCAUAUUCCAGUGGUUAUUCAAUUGGCUCUUGCAACUGGAUUAUACACACUGAAUGUGAGAAGGUUCGGCAAGAAAGCUUGAAAGAUUCUUCUUCUACAUCUAACAGCUCUCACCAUUAUUGGUUAAGCUGGCUCCGCUGGUUACAAGAGCAAGACAUCUCCAAGCUGCUCGGUCCGACACCAUCGCUAGUAGUAAUAAAAGCCAUUCCUUUUUCCAUCAUCUAA
Messenger RNA from Dracunculus medinensis (Guinea worm), 870 nucleotides. The record is from the annotation of a GenBank genome assembly. NCBI's taxonomy places the organism in Eukaryota, Metazoa, Nematoda, Chromadorea, Rhabditida, Dracunculidae.